AUGAUAAAUGAAUCUUUUCAAAAAUUGGGAAUAUUUGAGGAAAAUUUGUCAAGUGACGAAAUGAUAGUCAAAUACUAUGGACGAAGUGGGCUGAAACAGUUUAUUCGAGGCAGGCCUACUAGAUUUGGCUAUAAGUUGUGGUCUCUUUGUGGAGCAAGUGGCUACUGUUUCAAGUUUGAUUUAUACUGUGGAAAGGAUCCACAAGAUACUGCAAGGGAUGACCUGGCAUUGGGACCAAGAGUAGUCCUAAACAUGCUGGACUGCAUUGAAAAACCCGAGAAUAAUUGUGUGUACUUUGACAAUUUCUUCACUAGUAGAAAUCGUCUGAUUCAUCUAAGAAAUCUGGGUUUUCGAGCAACUGGGACUCUCAGAGAGAAUCUAGUUGGUGACUGUCCAUUACUGAGCAGCAACGAACUGAAACAGACAGUUUGA
Messenger RNA from Schistocerca nitens (vagrant locust), 432 nucleotides. RefSeq names its product piggyBac transposable element-derived protein 3-like. Lineage: Eukaryota; Metazoa; Arthropoda; Insecta; Orthoptera; Acrididae. The record is from RefSeq and is a predicted model, not a curated record. Gene Ontology annotation, molecular function: sequence-specific DNA binding. Bases 1 to 432 code for a protein of 143 amino acids. The transcript has a single exon.